Messenger RNA from Closterium sp. Yama58-4, 5685 nucleotides. The record is from the annotation of a GenBank genome assembly. NCBI's taxonomy places the organism in Eukaryota, Viridiplantae, Streptophyta, Zygnematophyceae, Desmidiales, Closteriaceae.
AUGAAGGACGGCCAGCACGCGGAGAGCGGGACCCGAAGCUUCGCGGACGCGGAGUGGCAGAGCGAGUGCUACCGCAGCGCGGCGAUGGCGCACGUCCCCGUGGACGACGACGACGACGACGAGGACGACGAGGCGCGCGAGCUGCACGCGGAGCUGGCGGAGGCGGAGGAGCGGCGGCUGGUGGAGCGGAAGCUCACGCUCGUGGUGGGCAUCUGCUUCGUCUUCAUGCUCGUCGAGGUCGUUGGCGGCCUACUGGCCAGCAGCCUCGCGAUAAUGACGGACGCGGCGCACCUACUAACGGACGUGGCGGGGCUGGUGAUAUCGCUGCUCGCGGUGCGCAUGGCGGGGUGGCGCCCCGACCCGCGCUUCACGUACGGCUACGUGCGCGCGGAGGUGGUGGGCGCUCUGGCGUCCGUGGCGCUCAUCUGGGUCGUCACGGCGCUCAUCCUCUACGAAGCCAUCUCCCGGCUGUUCUAUCACCACCCUCCCGUGGACGGCGGGCUGAUGUUCGUGAUAGCGGCGUUCGGCACAGUGGCGAACAUCGUGAUGGCCGUGUGCCUGCACACACCCGCCGUCAUUGGCACCGACGGCGCGUCCUCGUCCAUCCCACACUUCCACAUGCACCUCGGCACCUCUUGCUCUCAUGACCACGGGCACUCGCACAGUCACGACCACGAGCACAGUCACAACAGCCACUGUGACGACGACUCUCACUGGCACGACCACUCGCAUUCGCUCAAUCACUCGCACUCGAAGCAGCCUGCCACGGAGCACGCACACUCCCACGGGCAUGGGCAUGCACGCGAGCAUCUGGGAUGCACGCAUGGCCAUUCGCACACUCACACUGAUGCUGCUGAUCCCCGUGCCAAACGCCAUGCACAUGACCAUGUACAUGACCAUGCACAUGACCAUGCACAUGCACAUGACCAUGUACAUAACCAUGCACAUGACCAUGCACAUGACCAUGCACAUGACCAUGCACAUGACCAUGCACAUGACCAUGCACAUGAGCACACCCACCACCACCACCACCACCAUGACCAUCGCCAGCAACAACAACAAUCGGAUGGGUGUCACACAGACCACGUGGCAGUGGAACUCCCACUCCUCGCGUCUUAUCCUGCUCACGCUGCCGCACCGGCUCACACUCAUGCUGAUGAUGCUGGUUCAGGCGACGCACUGGCUUUAUCUCCCACUACCCCCAUUGAACUGUCAACAAUCUCCUCCUCCUCCUCCUCGCUCGCUGUGUGCGACGAGUCCUCCCUGCCUCUCAUUCUCAACCAGGACUGCUCACACUCGCAGGCCCACUCCAAAUCGCAUGCCCACUCACAACCACACGUGCAUGCCCACUCGCAUGCCCCGGCCCCGCACGGCACCCGCAAGGAGAGCAGCCGACAAGGCGAGCAGCGAAAGCCAGAGCACAGCUGCAGCCACGGCAAGAAACCACCAACCCACUCCAAAGCCUCUCUUCCCGAGCCAGCAGCAGGCGCGGUUGAGGCAGCAGCAACAGCAGCUGUGGCAGCAGUGGCGGGCGUGGCGACAGCCGUGGCGUCCAUAGUGUGGCGCAGCCAGGCAGCAGCAGUGCCGGCAGGGGCGGGGGGCGUGGUGCCGUCGGGGCAUGGCAGGGAGCGGGACGUGAGCAUGCGGGUGGACUUGAACGUGAAUGUGAACAUGAGGGGCGCGCUGCUGCACGUGCUGGGCGACCUGCUGCAGUCCAUUGGUGUGCUCAUUGCCGGCGCUGUCAUCUGGGCCUACCCUUCCAUGCAGUGGGUGGACCUGCUGUGCACGUUCCUGUUCUCGUUCCUCGUGCUGGCCACCACCACGGGCAUCACGGGCGACAUUGUCUCCGUGCUGCUGCAGACUGCUCCUCGCAACGUGGACACUGAAGAGGUGCGCCACACCCUCUCGGAGCUGCCAGGAGUGGCAUCGGUGCACAGCCUGCAUGUGUGGCAGCUGUCGCUCAACAAGUCCGUGCUCUCCUGCCGCAUCCUCGCCCUCCCGACUGCCGCGCCUGAAGAAAUUGCAGCAGCGGCCCGGCGCCUGUGCAAGAAGCAGUGGGGAAUACGGCAUGCGACGAUCGAGGUGCAACGGCAGGGGCAUGGCAUGCCGGCCCCAAGCUCGCGUCGUAUCCACCCGUCAGCGCUUCCCGUCGUGUCUUUAGAGGCAUUAAUCUUGCGACUGCCACGUUUCGCGCGCGGCUCGUCGCGAGAGCGCGCCGUGCGACGAACGAUGAGUUCGGAGACCACCGCCGGGCCAAUCAGCAGCACAGCGCUCGCGUGCUUGUUCGACGCGCACGCGCUUCGAUGGCGGCUCGUGAAGCUCGGCGGACACGGAGGGUCAGCCAGCAGCGCCGACAGCCAGCCGUGCGGCAUCCCGCGCAGCGCGUGCCGUGAUGAGCGCUUGGAAGAGCCGUGCUGCCCGUCGCGGCCGAAAUUGUGGACCACGGACUGCCCGCCGUGCCUUGACCUGGACGACCCGCCGCGCCGUGCGACGGGCGAAUCGCCGCGCAUUGCGACGGAAGAUCCGCCGCACGAGGGGACCUGCGCGAGAGGUCCUGACUCUCACCCCCCCUCCGACUUGCCACCCCCGUCCUCUCCACCACCGCCUGCACUCGCACGCGUAGCCGACGCAGAUGUGGGAGCAGCGGCAUCGGCAGCGGCAGCAGCAGAGAGGCGGCACGCAGCGCCGUUUCUAAGCGACGACCUGAUGGGCAUGGAGCAGCUGAGGCGCGUCAUGCGGGGCGGUUACUACCUCUGCAGCUUUGGCUGCCGCGGCGACCCCGACCCCGUGUCGUCGCUCUCCACGGACCAGCGCCUGGAGAUCCGCUCCCUCCCGCUCCCCGAUGCCUUGCGCGCGCGUCUCCAGCAGCUGCUGUCGCGACACCCGCAGCACGUGAGCGCGCUGCACAUGCCCGUGACUCUCGACUACUGCUCAGGCGGGGCGUGGCAGAUUACGGAAUUGAUGCGCUUGGCACGCUCGUGCGUGAACCUGCGGUCGCUGCACCUUGUGUCUGAGCCGCCCAGAGACGCCUCGUGCCCGAUCCACGAGGAACUGGAAAAGCCAAAGGAUUGGGGAUGGAAGAAGCACACUCAGGCGGAGCAGAUGAGGGAGCUUAUAACGAGUUGUCCGCAUCUACGCUCACUGCACUUUAUCCUCGGUAGCAACAGCUACCUCACAAUGAGUGAAGAAGUGGCUGCCUUGCUCUCCCGUCUCGCCCACCUCUCCCUGCCUCUCUCCGACCUCCCGCCUUACCUCCUUCCCCACCUCUCCUCCCUCCGCUCCCUCCGCCUCUCCCUCUCUGCUCCCCACCAUCCGCUCCUCCUCUCCGCUCGCCCCUUCCACUCUCUCUCCCGCCUCUCCCUCCUCCACCUCUCCCUUGGAUCCCCCACCACCGGCCUUUCCGAGCCUCUCUCGCCGGACCUGUUUGCUGGGCUCGGACCGAGCCUGCAGUCCUUGACGUUCCUAGUGAUAAACCACCACGAGACGAGAGCAGCAGCAGGUGUCAACGGCUCUCCUCUCUUCUCCUCCGCGUGGCUCCCCUCUGACUCUCCCUUCUGGGUCAUCCACUCCUCCCCCACCUCCCCCUUCUCCCUGCUCUCCUCAUCCCGCCCUCCCUUCACCCUUCCCCCUCCCAUCACCCCCUCCUCCCUCUCCUCCUGCUUCACCCACCAUCUAACCACCUGGCGCCCCCUCUCUCCCAUCUGGUUCGCCUCGCUCCCCUCCCCCUCCUCCCUCGCGCACACCCUCGCCCGCUACCCCAACCUCUCUACGCUCGCCCUGCCCCUCGUCUCCACCACGGCCUGCCCCCUCCGCCCCUCCCAUCUUCGCUCUCUGCUCGCCGCUGCUGCCGCUCUCCCUGCUCUCACCUCCCUCUCCUUGCUCCUGGAGCCCGGCUUCUCACCCAACCACCAGUGGGGGUAUGGACGGGAGGACUGGUGGGCGGAUGCGGGGAUGGAGAGGAAGGUGCGGCGAUGGUGGGGAGAGGCGAGCCAGGAGAUGGAGAGGGGGCUGUUUGCCGUGCUGAAGAGAUGCCGGGGACUCAAGCAGCUCUGCAUUCAAGGGGACACCCUCACAGACCGGCUCAAACUCCCCGACUCGCUCUUCCUGCGCUGCCCCCAACUCACCGCCCUCUCCCUCCCUCUCUCCCGCCUCCCCUCCUCCCUCCUCCUCCUCUCGCGCCUCACCUCCCUCGCCCUCGCCCUCCCAGAAGACCCCAUGCCUCCGCAGCUCUCCCUCCCCUCCCCCUUCGCCCUCCUCCACUCCCUCCGCUCGCUCGCCCUGCACGUGCCAAGCACCCUCAAACGCCACUACCCCCCUGGGGAUGGCACCAGCUGGAGCGGCGUGUCUGAGGGUCUGCUGCUGGGGCUGCCCUCGUGCCUCUCCGCCCUCUCCCUGCACCUCCCCAUCUCCACCAUUCCCUCCUCCUUCUCCUGCCUCUCCUCCCUCACUCGCCUCGACUCCAACCUCUGGAUUCCGGGACUGGACGAGGAGGAGGAAGGAGUGGGAGAGCAGGAGGUAGUUGGGGAGGAGAGGGAGGAGGUAGGGGAGCUUGUUGUAGAAGAAGAAAGCAACGAGGAGGAUUGGGAUAGCAAUGCAGGUGUUGCCUCAGGAUUUCCUUAUGAGAGACUGCUGCCUCUCUGCAACCUCACGUCCCUCUCUCUCUCCCACUACCUAUUCUUCCCCCCUCUCAUCCGCCACCUCACCCGCCUCACCUCGCUCUCCCUCCCAUCCCUCCACCGUGCACAAGGCUCCGGAGUCAACAACACCGCGCCCUGCUCUCUCCGCCACGGCCUCUCUCGUCUCACUCGCCUGGAGGACCUCUUUUUCGGUUGUGACAACCGCUGCGAGAGCUCCGACUCUGCCUGCCUGCCUCGCCUGCCCCGUCUGCGUCGCCUGCGCGUGCAAUGCCCCGAUGAAACCGUGCACGUGGCUCGGCUCAUCGCAGCUGUGGCACCAUCCCUCGAGCAGCUGGACGUUCGAGCUGACUACCGCAAUUAUACCUCCGCAGAUCUUUGCAGCACGGUUAGGUGGCGCAGAAACGGCGAUGAGUGGAGGGCGCCUGUGUGUGAGCAGCUGAAGGUGCUGCAGCUGGUGACGUCAGGCCCUGCUUCCAAUGUGGACAUGGCGCUCUUCCCUGCCCUGGAGCACAUGGCACUCGCUGGCAGCCGAUAUGUGCUCUGGCAAGUGGAGAGUGGCUUCUCUGCCAACCUGCGCUUCCUGCACUUGGACCGUGCAAAGCUGUCGGGGUAUGGCAGUGACAGUCAGCUGACGCAGCUAACGGCGCUGACCACUCUGGUGGUGGACAACGCUGACUGCCGGGACUUCCUUGCAUGCCUCUCCUGCUUCUCCUCCCUGCACACCCUCCGCCUCUCCAACAUCACCAGAGGCUGCUCCCAGCCCUAUCUCACGUGCCCGCCUCGCCUUGCCACGCUGCAAAUCUGUCGCUGCGACCUGCCGCACCUGCCAUACUCUUUGGUGAAAUUCUCCCGCCUCACUCGUCUCGACCUCCUCCACUGGCGCCGCUUGCACUCUCUCCCGCCUUUCCUCUCCGCUUUCACAUCGCUCCGCCAUUUCAGAGUUACCGCCGAUGGCCCCAUACCCCACGUGCCGGCGUGCCUGAAGGAAUUUCUCCAAGGCAGGGAAUGGUACGAGCAUUCACCUUGUGAUGGGAGCUUUGAGGAUUGA